Messenger RNA from Gopherus evgoodei (Goodes thornscrub tortoise), 3895 nucleotides. RefSeq names its product CLN6 transmembrane ER protein (gene CLN6). The transcript is spliced from 7 exons. Lineage: Eukaryota; Metazoa; Chordata; Testudines; Testudinidae. Bases 33 to 983 code for a protein of 316 amino acids. The record is from RefSeq and is a predicted model, not a curated record.
UGCGCGGGGACGGAGCCGGGCCGGACGGGCACAUGCAGGGAGCGCGGAGGCGGCAGUUCCCGCCAGCGGCCCCGGGCUCCCAGCAGCCGGGCGGGUCCUUCUACCAGGGCAGGCAUGGGUCAACGAAGAAUGAAGAUGCGUUUAAGACAUCUCAGUUUCAUUUUGACCUGUGGUUCUACUUCACUCUACAGAACUGGGUGUUGGACUUUGGCCGUCCAAUAGUUAUGAUUAUUCUGCCUUUAGAGUGGUUUCCUUUAAACAAACCUAGUGCAGGAGAUUAUUUCCAUAUGGCUUACAAUGUUAUCACGCCAUUUCUUCUUUUAAAGCUCAUUGAAAGGUCCCCUAAGACCCUGCCCAGAUCAGUGGUCUACGUCAGCAUCAUCGUGUUCGUCAUGGGAGCGAGCAUCCAUUUGGUGGGCGACUCCGUCAACCACCGUUUGAUUUUCAGCGGGUACCAGCACCAUCUGUCCGUAAGAGAGAACCCAAUCAUCAAAAACCUCAAACCGGAGACGCUGAUUGAUUCUUUUGAGCUGCUGUACUACUACGAUGAAUACUUAGGGCAUUCAAUGUGGUAUAUUCCUUUCUUUCUCAUACUCUUCAUAUAUUUUACCGGCUGCUUCACACCCAUUAAAGAAGAGAGCAGAAUGCCAUUAGCCGCCUUGCUCCUGAUGGGGCCAAGCAGCCUUUAUUACUGGUACCUUGUGACAGAAGGUCAGAUUUUCAUGCUCUACAUUUUUACGUUCUUUGCCAUGAUGGCUUUAGUCAUGCACCAGAAACGAAAAGGACUGGUCUUGGACAGCAACGGACUCUUCUUCUUCUACUCUUACAUUAUUACAUUGGUCUUAAUUGGCGCUUGGGUGGUUUGGCUGUGGAAUGACAAAAUCCUCAGGAAGAAGUAUCCUGGCGUCAUUUACAUUCCAGAGCCCUGGGCCUUUUAUACCUUACACCUGAGCAAUCUCCAUUCGGCAAAGGAAGGUUUUUAAGUGGCGAUAUCUUCGGAGUGGUUUGCAAACAGAUCUCUUGCUUUUCCUAAUGUGGGUGUGUUUCAAAUCAGUUUCUGACCAUGGUAGCUGGACCGUGUGCUGUACGCUAACACGACCCGGGGACAGAGGUUUGUUUGAAUCGGAGGGGAGGUGUUAAGUCUGCUGUGAAAUACUUGCUCUAGUGUGUUGUAAGUUACUUUCCCAAGCUGCCGUUUGACGCGUUCUAGUUUGCAUUGAGUGCAGUACAUAACUGACCUUGGAGGGAACACUGACAGAUGCUAGUUGGUACCCAAACAGAAUGCAGAAUGGCCUAGUCCUGGUGUACCGCAAAAUUUCAUCCUAAUGUAGCACACAAUGGGGCAUUUCCCCCUGUCUUUGGUAAAGUGCCAGCCUUUCCUUUCUGAGCCGAACAGGGGAACUGCUCUCAUUCCUUCACCUCUGGAAACAUGCCAUGCAAUGACAUCAGAGCAGCGGUUCUCUAUGGGUCAGGACCCUAUUUUAAUGGGGUCAUCAGGGCUGGCGUUAGACUUGCUGGAGUCCGGGGCCAAAGCCAAGCCCAAGAGCUUCAGCCCUGGGUGCCUGGGGCUCAAACUCCAGGUUUUUGCUCCCCCCAGCACAGGGCAGCAGGGCUCAGGCUUUGGCUCUGGCCCUCCUGCCCAGGGCAGCGGGGGCUUGGGCGGGCUCAGGCGUUGGUCCCUCCUCCUGGGGUCAUGUAGUAAUUUGUGUUGGCAGAAGGGGCCGCGGUGCAGUGAAGGUUGAGAACACCAGCUUUAGAGAACUCAUCCUCUGAGCCUGGCACAGCCGAGCAAGCCAACAUCUUGGCAUGAAUCCUUGUGGGCAGAAUUCAUCCCCACCUCCCAUACUACAUACACAAAGGCAUUGAGUUAGGGGCCGCAUGGGGCUUGGAGCAGGGAGGGCAGUUCAGCCUACACUUGGGGGCUGCUACUCCAGCCUAGAAUAGGGGCUGCAACUGUGUGCCACUUACACCGGGGGUCAUGGGCAUGUGUAUUUUAGACCCAUGGCCACGUUCUCCCUACCCCCAGCCAUGCACUAGGGUCUGGUAUUGUGCACAGGGAUUGUUAACAGAGAGGAAGUGAAACUAAGCAUCUUUGCACGAGUAAGCUACACAUGCCACAGCUGCUUUAAAGCAGAAGACACCCCCUUCUCCCCCCCCCCACACACCCCCAACAGGAACCAAAGAGCAAACGCAUUUGGCAGCUCACAGAUGGCCAGCAGGUUAGGAGUUAAGGGAUAACGCCCCCUGGAUCCUGCCGCCCUACACGGCGACUCUCACUGGCUGACUUUAGUUCCUUCUGCCCAUUGUGGGUUUGGACUUUGCGACUGGGCUGAACACUCUCGGGGUGGGAGACCUGCUAACACCACAGCAAUGAGGGGCCGGAAGGACUGAUCAGUCCACCCUGAGCGAGGCAGGACUGGGACUGCACAAAGGGUUACACUCCUCCCUGCAUUAAUGACGUGGCUCACACACCCUUCCCUCGCCCAGCCAUUUCCACCCCAAUCUUUCCCCCCAGCCCAGCUGUUCCCCACACACUUGUUCUCUCUUUCCACUCCCUCCAUUCCCUUCAUUCUCUUCCAGGCAGGGUGGCAGCUGGUAUCUGGCGUGGUCUCUUUCUCAGCUCCCUGCUGGACCAUGGCAUCCCCCAGAGCGGAGGAGAGGGGGCUGUAGGUCCUGCCUGCUCUGGGGACUGGUGCUGUAGCAGGAUUCCGUCUGCACCUCUCCCCUCUCCCACUGCUGCCUGCUUACUCUGCUUGUGCUGAUUGGCAAGUGCCCUUCAGCUGGUUCCCACUGACAAGACAUCACUAUAGGCUUAAAAAUAGGGCCGGGUUUGAGGAAACGCCUGCCCCGUAGCCCUCUGUAACCUGUCAGGAUAGUCACAACUACAUUAACCGGCCAAGUGCGUCACUUCGUCUCUGUGAGAAUUUAACCAAUAGGUUUUACUAGAUUCCUGUCUCUGGACAGCACCGGAGUUGCCAGGGCUAGGCCAGGGAUCCUUUUAAUCUCCCCUCCCACCCAAAUUCCUACCUUCGUUUCCUCACUCUCAGGAUAUACAGUAUUAAUGCAGACUUUGAUUUCCCUUCCUGGAAGCCUUUAACGAAAUAAAGCAGGAAUCCGGGUUUAACCUACCUGCAGCUCAGACUGACUUCAAUGCAUAUCUGCCAAUUCUUCAGCAUAUUCCCCUGCCUCUCAGCACAGCACGGGGCUCGCCAAUCCUGCCAGGUUCUGAGCGCCAUCCACAUCCACUGUUAGCAGCGAGACUUGAUGAUCUUCAGUGCCGCGCAGGAUCAAGACCAAAGGGUCUCUCUCUGCAUUUUCCGUGCUCCACAGAGCUGAAGGGAAGACUCAUUUUGCUGGCAGGGCAGCUUGCAGAUAACACUGUGAUUUUAAGUGGGCAAACCUGCAAGAAUCAGAGACACAGAAGUCAGUUCCUGUACCUGGCAGCGCCCAGAUUCUGCAUUUCUUUUCAGGUGACCUGAAAUGAGGCCUGUUCAGUGACUGCCAGACUUUCAGUUGAAUUUGGCAGCUUGUCAAGCACAAUCUAGUGACCCCUUGAGUGGAAAGUGUCUGUGUAAGUGUAGAAUAUACUUUGAAUCAGCCACGUUCCUCCAUUAUUUUUGCAUGCUACAUCCAGUCUGGUGUCGGUAGCUCCUUGUGUCCUUUGUAACACAACUCACUAAUCCUCUUCUAACACUCGGGUAGUGAACACUUAAUGCAAUAUGUGUGCAGAAUCUUUCUGAACUAAAGCUCGUUUUUAUCUCCUGGAAUUCUGUGGCUAAUCCUUGUUGUUAUUUGUAUCUGUCACAUCGUAUUACACCCGAGUGUGGCACAACACAAGUAUAAAAUGAAGUGUUCUCCACAAAACCAAUUCCAAAAUAAAAACAUUUGCAUAUGG